ACUCCAAUGUAUAGGUUCUCAUUGAGUAUAUGUAAGAAAAAAUAUUAAAAAAUUGGAAAAGUGGAGGUAGUCAGAUAUAUCGAUCCUCAGUUUGGAGUCUGCAAGAUACCUUCUAAAAGUUCCAUUAACUAGCUGUUGUAGUGUUAUUUUCUGAAUGGAUUAAAUUUUAAAAAGAAAAGAAAAAUUAAUUUAAUAAAAAUAAUAUUAUUAUAUAGUUAAGAAACCUAUUUUUAGUAUCUUUGCGUUGAGGUUGAUCAUUACUGGUUGGUUAUAUACAAUAUAUGAACAGGUAAUCGAAGGCGACGAUGUCUUGGGACGAUGGUACGGCCAGGAAGGUGAAGAAAGUUCAAAUUACGUACGAUGACGUCAUCUACUCAGUCCAGGUUACGUACGGAACCGCACUUCAAGCCCCGCGUCGUGGCUCUGUUGGGCCCAUGUCUGUCGAGUUCACUUUGGAAUCGGACGAGUACAUAACAGCUCUUUCUGGUUACGCGUUGAGCACGCAAGACGUUGUAACGUCGUUGACUUUCACAACGAACAAGAAGACUUAUGGACCUUAUGGAAACAAAUUUGGUUAUCAGAUUUCUGCUCCUGAGAAGACCGGAAAACAGAUCGCCGGUUUUCACGGUACCAAAGACAAUAUUCUCAACUCCAUCGACGUUCACUACGCUCCCAUACCCACUGGAACCGGCGGUUCAGAGACCGGUUCAGGGGUUCAAAAGUUGCCUGGAGAAGGUCUCGUGGGUGGAACGGCAUGGGACGACGGAUCUGAUCACGAUGGCGUGACAAAUAUAUAUGUAGCAAGCACCUUGUUGGGCAUUAAAAACGUAAUGUUCGGCUAUAUGAAAGAUGGACAAUCGAAACAAGGUGGCCACCAUGGUGGUGACCCUACGAAGCAAGAGAUUGUGAUUAACCAUCCGGACGAGCAUCUGGUUUCAGUCGAGGGUUGGUAUGAGUCCAGCUCCAAAUUCAUCAUGGGAAUCCAGUUCAAAACUAACUACAAGAUUUGUGCUUCCAUGGGCUAUAGAUACGAGGGCGGUAAUGAUUAUAAAUUUACUCACCAAGUUCAAGACAAGAAGAUCAUCGGGUUUCACGGUUUCGCCAGCAACCAUCUCAAUUCCAUUGGAGCUUAUUUUGCUCCGUUAUCCUCCACCACCACCCUUCCUAUCGGAACAGGUGGUUCAGGAGCUCAAAAGUUGGGUGCACAAGGUGUCACUGGUGGAUCUGCAUGGGAUGACGGGUCCUAUCACGACGGUGUCACAAAGAUAGUCGUAAGAACAUGUACGCUAGGGGUUCAGUUCGUUAACUUUUUCUAUGACAACGAUAUCGGAGCAGUUCACGGUGCGCCAGGUGAUCCUACUGGUUCAACGCAACAUAUUGUGAUUAACCAUCCUGACGAGCAUCUGGUUUCCAUCGAGGGUUGGUAUAUUUCUAAUUACAUCAGUGGAAUCCGAUUCAAAACAAACCAAAAGACUUCUGUUUACAUUGGCUAUGAAUACACGGGCAGUGGUACUAUAUUUACUCUUCAAGUUAAAGACAAAAAGAUCAUUGGGUUUCACGGUUUCGCCAGCGACCAUCUCAAUUCCAUUGGAGCUUAUUUCGUUCCAGUACUCUCAACCCCAACCCUUCCUAUCGUUCUCCCGAAGAGGUUUGGAGCUGUGUGGGACGAUGGUACUCACGACAAAGUUAAAAAGAUCUUUAUAGGACUAGGCCAAGAUGUUAUAGCAUCUGUCAAGUUUGAAUACAUAAAUGGUUCUGGAGUGGUUAAUGGAGUUGAACAUGGGACACCAACAUUGCUUGGAUUCGAGGAGGUACGUUAAAACAAACAUAUAAUAACACUCAGCAUCUAAGACAGUUUUUACUUUUUAGAUAAUAAAAAUCUACUCUAUUAAAAUAAAGUUCCUAAAAAAUCUAUAAAUUUUUUUUAAUGCUGAUUUAUUAUGAUAUUAUAAUUAUGAGAAAAAUUACAUAGAUGGUUCGACAACCACAAUACUAUGAUUAUAAUUAGACCAAUUCAUUAACAACUUAACCAACUAAAUUAUAUAUAUAUAUAUAUAUAUAUAUAUUUAUUUAUAUAUAAUAUUAAUAUAUCGUAUGUUCUAUUUUCAUUUUAUAGUCCAUUGUUUAUUAUUCUAUUUUUAUGGUCUCUUAAACAAUUGCAUAUCCCAUUAAAUAUCACAUCUUAUAUGGUUUAUAUAUCUAUAAAUAUGUUCGCUUCUUUCCUGUAAUGCCACGUCAUCAAGUCGUGCGUUAUAAGAGUGACACGUGUCCCAUUUUAUAUUUGGGGUCAAAAUAUAACAAAAUGUUGAAUAAAUGAAUGCAGUCAGGGGUAA
Messenger RNA from Brassica rapa (field mustard), 2333 nucleotides. Its product is annotated as jacalin-related lectin 34-like. The record is from RefSeq and is a predicted model, not a curated record. Gene Ontology annotation, molecular function: carbohydrate binding. NCBI's taxonomy places the organism in Eukaryota, Viridiplantae, Streptophyta, Magnoliopsida, Brassicales, Brassicaceae.